Messenger RNA from Ilyonectria robusta, 792 nucleotides. RefSeq lists its product as uncharacterized. NCBI's taxonomy places the organism in Eukaryota, Fungi, Ascomycota, Sordariomycetes, Hypocreales, Nectriaceae. The record is from RefSeq and is a predicted model, not a curated record. The transcript has 2 exons. Bases 45 to 713 code for a protein of 222 amino acids.
UAGUCUUCUGUCUUCUCGCUUGAACUGAGCGUCCAACCACCACCAUGAAGCUCCUUACGACCUCUCUUCUGCUCCUAUUAAACGCGGGCGAAUCUCUCCAGUUUGAGAUCCCAGCCACGCUUGCUCUCGGCCGAACCCCAGCCCUUGUCGCCAAAUCAGUCGGGUACAAGCUUCUCUCUCGCCAGGAUAGCUGCGAUGGCCAAGUGUGCGCCGACGUUUGCAUUCCCUCCGACGCCAUGUGCUGCGAUGUUACCGUCGGAAUCUACUGCGAGGCCGGCACAACCUGCACAACAUCAGACACGUGCAUCGAUGAUAGCUCUAGCAGCGGUGGUGGUAGCUCUCUGCCCGAUUGCGGCAGCGGCGAGUCGAUUUGUGGAGGCGGCUGUAUCUCAAGCGACAACAAUUGUUGUUCCGACGUAACGGGCGAUUAUUGCGAGAACGGCAUGGUAUGCUUAUCGGCAAGCAGUUGCGACGAUACCACUGGUAACGGUUCUGGGGGUGACUCUUCAAGUGCCUCUGCAAGUGCCUCUUCAAGUGAUUCUUCGGACGAGAGUUCUUCGUCUGGUAGUUUCUCAUCGGCAACCAGCACUUCAAGUGACUCUAGCACGGCAACUGGCGAUAGCACCUCAAAUGACGAUAAAGCAGACGCUGCAUCUACUCUCAGCAUGAGUAUGGCCCUCGUCAUUCUCAGUGCGGUUCUCGCCCUUAUUUAGGGUCAUAAAGAGCUGUAGCCCUAGAGUUAAACAUCAAUCCAACCCUUAUGAUACCACUUCUUUAGUGCGAUUAAUUACU